AUGGCUUUGGCAAAGCCUGGUGACCUCCGAGGCUCUGCUGUGCUUCACGACAUUGUCAGCUACUCGUUGCGGGAUAAACGAUGGAAGAUCCUGGUCGCUUUGAAGUAUACUCGCAUUCCAUACCACGAGUCGGCUGUGCUCGAUCGUAAACACGCUGCGGAUCCGCGCGUGAAGAUGCUUGCCAUGAAGACGCGAAGCUUAGCCUUUCUGCUUCGUACCAAGGCCCGCUUUCUUGAAGAAUUUACACCAGGGCCCAUAGAGCCGGCUCUGAUCCUGUGCCUCAUCUACGGUGUAGCCCAGCUGUGUUCCUGA
This is a messenger RNA of Aspergillus vadensis CBS 113365, 312 nucleotides long. RefSeq lists its product as uncharacterized. The record is from RefSeq and is a predicted model, not a curated record. The transcript is spliced from 2 exons. The coding region runs from base 1 to 312 and encodes 103 amino acids. Lineage: Eukaryota; Fungi; Ascomycota; Eurotiomycetes; Eurotiales; Aspergillaceae.